AUGGCCCCAGUAGCAGUCGCUCCUCCCCCCGAGGGAGCCUUCAACACCAAGCGCGAUGGCCAAGCGCUCGAAGCAGUGUCCGACGACAUCGACACGGUCAACGUGCUCAAGUCACAAAUCAAGGACCAAAAGGCAGCAGCCGAUGCCGAAAAGGGCCUGUACGAGGCCUCCGAGUUCGACCAGAGCAAGGACAAGACGCAGUUCCGCCAGUAUGAGAAUGCCUGCGACCGCGUCAAGAACUUUUACGCCGAGCAGCACACCAAGCAGACAGUCGCGUACAACCUCAAAGCGCGCAAUCAGUUCCGUGCCAAGACGCGCGCUCGCAUGACUGUCUGGCAGGCUAUGGAGAAGCUCAACACGCUCAUCGAUGAGUCUGACCCUGACACCUCGCUCAGCCAGAUCGAGCAUCUGCUGCAGUCCGCCGAGGCGAUCCGGCGCGACGGCAAGCCGCGCUGGAUGCAGCUGACAGGCCUGAUCCACGAUCUGGGCAAGCUGCUUUUCUUCUUUGAUGCGCAGGGUCAGUGGGAUGUUGUCGGGGAUACUUUCCCUGUUGGUUGUGCCUUUGACGAGCGCAUCAUCUACGGCCGCGACAGCUUCAAGACCAACCCGGACUUUGGCCAUGAGGUGUUUGAUAGCAAGUUUGGCAUCUACGAGCCGGGCAUUGGCCUUGAAAAUGUCAUGAUUAGCUGGGGCCACGACGAGUACUUGUACUACGUCGUCAAGGAGCAGUCGACUCUGCCCGACGAGGCCCUCGCCAUGAUCCGCUAUCACUCGUUUUACCCCUGGCACAACGCCGGCGCCUACCACGAGUUGAUGAACGACAAGGACCACGAGAUGCUCAAGGCCGUCAAGGCCUUUAACCCCUAUGACCUGUACAGCAAGAGCGACGACCUGCCCAAGGUUGAGGAGUUGCGGCCAUACUAUGAGGAGCUCAUUGAUGAGUAUUUCCCAGAGAAGGUCCUCAACUGGUGA
This is a messenger RNA of Talaromyces rugulosus, 972 nucleotides long. RefSeq lists its product as uncharacterized. The record is from RefSeq and is a predicted model, not a curated record. The transcript has a single exon. Gene Ontology annotation, cellular component: cytoplasm. Lineage: Eukaryota; Fungi; Ascomycota; Eurotiomycetes; Eurotiales; Trichocomaceae. Bases 1 to 972 code for a protein of 323 amino acids. Gene Ontology annotation, biological process: inositol catabolic process. Gene Ontology annotation, molecular function: iron ion binding; inositol oxygenase activity.